Molecule: messenger RNA, 1505 nt
Organism: Toxorhynchites rutilus septentrionalis
Lineage: Eukaryota; Metazoa; Arthropoda; Insecta; Diptera; Culicidae
Product: DNA repair and recombination protein RAD54B-like
Exons: 2
Coding region: 120-1367 (415 amino acids)
Biological process (GO): reciprocal meiotic recombination; double-strand break repair via homologous recombination
Cellular component (GO): nucleus
Molecular function (GO): DNA translocase activity; ATP binding; ATP-dependent chromatin remodeler activity
Source: RefSeq, a predicted model, not a curated record
GUAAAAAAUGAAAAUAUACAUCCUCCUGUACGAAAAUAUUAUGAAGCACGGAUCAUUUGUUAUUUGAAAAAUUGGAGUUACUGAGCAAGCAGCUGUGAACAAAUUAUUUUAUCUGCGCAAUGCGUCGGAGUUGUGCACCAUCCAUGAAGCGAUCAGCAGCGGUUCGAUCGAACGGAAUAUCAGCGCGGGAAACUUCGACGGCGAUUGCGCCGAAAUGCGACACGGACCCGAAAAUUCUGCUAAACAGACCACGAAAUUUGCUAAACAGUACAGAGGAUCAUGCACGCGUCCUCGAGCGGUUGGCAAGCGAGAGGAAUGCCAAACGCGAAUUGAAACCGAACGUUUCUGAUAGCAGAACUGAUCGAACUAAAGUCCUGUUCAAUGUAGUUUGGGGAAAAAUAACUACCAAGAAACACAAAACAUGGGAAGGAGACGGAACGUUGGAGCUUUGUGGAAAAUGUGCUACACUGAGAGAUGAAGAGGGCAAAAUUAUCGGUAAUACUAAUGGAAUCAAACCUGAAGAGAUAGAAGAGGGAUCACAAUUGAUCGUUGGCAGUAAGGCGAUUGAGAUUAUAGAUAGAUUAACCGAGCCAUGUGCGCUAAAGAGAGGGACUCCUGACCAUACUGAUCCCACCACAAAAACAAGACUUGAUAGCCCGACCUGUGAUAGAUUGGAGACACCAGAGACUGCUAGUGCUUCUAAGAAAUUGAAAUUGCAACCAGCAUUCAAACCAGUGGGUAUGGUAAAAGAUGAAAUUCUCUCCGAUUUUAUUCCGUUGGUAAUGAAAGUACCUCCAUUUGAGCACCAAUGGAAGCACAAUAGAAAUAAAUCUGCCGUUAGUGAAGUUUCCUUGCCAUAUUUUUUGACCAAAAAUCUUAGACCCCAUCAGAGAGAGGGUGUAAUGUUUCUGUACGAAUGCGUAUUAGGAUUCAAAUCUGUCGAAUCAGAAAGAUUUGGUGGCAUCCUUGCAGAUGAAAUGGGAUUGGGUAAGACUUUACAAUGUAUAGCUCUGAUUUAUAUGCUGUUGAAACAAGGGCCAUAUGGUUCACCAAUAUUGAAGCGAGUCCUGAUCGUCACUCCGAGCAGUUUAGUCGAGAACUGGAAUCACGAAAUAAACAAAUGGCUAAAGACCGAACGAAUCUUCACUUUCAUUGUAGGACCACUGAACAAGCUUAAAAAGUACGUUCAAUCACCGCAUAUCCCAUUUUUGAUUAUAUCCUAUGAGCUGUUGGCGAAACAAAUUGACGAACUUGAAGCGAUGAAGUUUGACCUAAUCAAAGCAUCGAUUGUUCACGCAGAAUUCUGCUCACUGGUACUCCCAUUCAAAAUGAUCUGCAGGAGUUUUUCUCCCUCAUUAAUUUUGUGAAUCCCGGAGUGUUGGGCAGUUAUUCAGAGUUUAAGGUGAAGUAUGAAAAUCCAAUUGUGCAGUCACAACAACCUAAUGCGCUACCACAAUGUCUGGAUCUUGGAAAAACGAGGCUCAGAGAAUUGAAUUCCAUUAUAU